UCCGUUUCACACCUAUGUUACCUUCCGGUCAUUUCUCUGCGUCGCGUGGAAAGAUUUACACUAAUAUUUAUUUAUUUAUUGUAAUAAUUUGUAUACUAUGAGCACUAGUGAAACACUUUAGUUUAGUUUCAAGUUGUCGAGGUAGUUGUCAGUUGACCAGUCUCUGUCGUGGGCCGCCUCCGGUCCGGUUAGUAAUCUGUAGUGCGAGCCUUCCCUCUGCCGGAAAGCAGGCGUGACUGCCGCAAAAAUAGAAAGCUUAUCCCGCGAGCGGAUUUGGAUCGAGAAUUGCCAUUAUAUUCUGAAGGGCUUGACUUCGAAAAUAUACCGACGGGAUGAGUGGAGUCAGGAACUUUAAAAACUGCGGCUCAGUGUUGGUAACGGGAGCCAGUCGGGGACUCGGCCUGCAGAUUGUCGAGAACCUAGCUAGUGGAGAGUUCUCUCCACGCAAGAUUAUUGCCGCGGCCAGAAAUGUCGCUGGUGCGGAGAAGCUUCAGGAACUGGCAGGGAAGUAUCCACACAUACACGUGCUAACUUUAGAUGUAGUGAGUCAGGAAAGCAUUGAAAAGUGUGCAGAGGAGGUGGACCUGCUGCUACAAGAAGAUGGCCUGAACUGCUUGAUCAACAACGCAGGAAUCAAUGUGCUGGCUGACUUUCACUCCGUCACUGCAGAGAAGAUGAUAGAAAACUUCCACACCAAUGCCGUGGCUCCUCUAAUGAUCACCAAGGCCUUCCUGCCUCUCCUGAAACGAGCUGCGGCCAGAGAAGCGGCGGACGGCGUGAUGGGGAUCCAGAGAGCGGCAGUUAUCAACAUCACCUCCCUGCUGGGCUCCGUGCAGCUCAACUGGGGCGAGGGGGCCAACAACUUCAAAUGGUACCCCUACAGGACCUCCAAGAGUGCCCUGAACAUGGUCAGCCGCAGCAUGGCUGUAGAUUUGGAGCCAGACGGGAUCCUCUGCACGGCGAUCCAUCCCGGCUGGGUCCGCACUGACAUGGGUGGGAUGAUGGCUCCAUUGAGUCCUGAGGAGAGCAUCUCCUCUGUCCUGUCUGUGAUUGGUGGGCUGACCGAAAAGGAUCAUGGGUCCUUUCUGAACUUCACGGGGGAUCAGCUGCCAUGGUGACCCACUCUCCAGUAAAUCCAGCUUUAUGACAGUUCAGUUUGUUUACAGUGGUAUUAUUUUACCACCAGGAAGUUACUUUAAGAGUGUUAAAAGUCAACAAAAAAACACAUUUGAACUGUCAUUAAAUACAUUUUAAUACAGAGUUCUUACCGGUAAAAAGCACUUUUAAAAAGUUUUAUUAUUUAGCAAUCUAGGGGGUUAAAAAGCUUGGUUAGUGGACGUGUUUAUUUUAAUCUGCACUUUAAAGCACCCCCAGUUUAAAGAAACUUCAAGUUCUCUUCUAAUUGAUCUUCUUUGUUGAACAGAUGAAGGAUCGAUCAUUAAAUUAAUAACUGUUACUGUCAAAAGGCUGUUUAAUUGUUUGCACACACAACAGCCGUUUCUGAAUUCUUGAUCGUAUAAUUUCUUAUGCAAAAAGAAAAAGGCAAAUAAUUUUUCACACUAAAAUAUGUUAAUCUAUUUAUUUUUGUUUUGUUGCAAAACCUUAAAACAUAUGCAAUGUAUAAAGGGGACAAAAAUAUGCUUUACUAUGUUUCAAGAGGCUAACAUGAAAGAUUGUAUAUAAAUCUUUAGCACUUGCUGCUGCUGUUGGUGUUAACAUUUUUAACAUAUUAUUAUUAAAGCAUCAAUAAAAGUUUGAAUACCAAUGAAAA
Oryzias melastigma (Indian medaka) is the source of this 1771-nucleotide messenger RNA. RefSeq lists its product as uncharacterized. NCBI's taxonomy places the organism in Eukaryota, Metazoa, Chordata, Actinopteri, Beloniformes, Adrianichthyidae. Bases 333 to 1118 code for a protein of 261 amino acids. The transcript has 6 exons. The record is from RefSeq and is a predicted model, not a curated record.